GGGCUCGCGGUGGCCCCCGUGACCCCGACACCGCCGCCAGGAGGCAAGGAUCGGGAAGCGUUCGAGGCCGAGUACCGACUUGGCCCCCUGCUGGGAAAGGGGGGCUUUGGCACAGUCUUCGCAGGACAUCGCAUCACAGACCGGCUCCAGGUGGCCAUCAAAGUGAUCCCCCGGAAUCGCGUGUUGGGCUGGUCCACCCUGUCAGAGUCAGUCACAUGCCCACUGGAAGUAGCACUGCUGUGGAAGGUGGGUGCAGGUGGUGGACACCCUGGUGUGAUCCGCCUGCUUGACUGGUUUGAGACCUCGGAGGGCUUCAUGCUGGUCCUUGAGCGGCCUUUGCCUGCCCAGGAUCUCUUUGACUACAUCACAGAACAGGGUCCGCUGGGUGAAGAACGGAGCCGCUGCCUCUUCACCCAGGUAGUGGCAGCCGUUCGGCACUGCCACGCCCGUGGAGUUGUUCAUCGUGACAUCAAGGAUGAAAACAUCCUGAUAGACCUCCGCCGAGUCUCUAUCAAACUCAUUGAUUUUGGUUCUGGUGCCCUGCUUCAUGAUGAACCCUACACUGACUUUGAUGGGACAAGGGUAUACAGCCCCCCGGAGUGGAUCUCUCGUCACCAGUAUCAUGCUCUCCCGGCCACUGUCUGGUCACUGGGUGUCCUUCUCUAUGACAUGGUAUGUGGAGACAUUCCCUUCGAGAGGGACCAGGAGAUUUUGGAGGCUGAGCUCCACUUCCCUGACCAUGUAUCCCCAGACUGUUGUGCCCUAAUCCGCCGGUGCCUGGACCCUAAACCUUCUGCUCGACCCUCACUGGAGGAGAUCCUGGUGGAUCCCUGGAUGCAGAAACCAGCUGAGGAUGCACCCCCUGACACCCCUAAAGGGGGUUCUGCCCCUUUGGCCUGGUCCCUGCUGCCCUAGUUGGGCGGUUCCAUGCCACAGGAAUAACACAUCUGUUGAUCUGGUUUUACAGGUCAUUAAAAAAUCCAGUGUUACUAGGGUCAGAGAUUGGGGAUCAGGGGUCAGAAAACAUAUGCCAAGUCUGCCCAGUCCCCAUCCCAAUCCUGUUUAAGGAGCCUUCCUCCCAGAAUUUACAGUUUCUUAUUCUGGAGGGGGGACUUCCUUGCUUCUCAUUUUACUAAGUAUGUUUAUUUGGUUGAAGUUAAUUCCAUUCUGAGCCCCAGGAAUCUGUGUUACAACCCUUACACUGGCACCUCCUGCCUGCUACACCACACAAACUUAGUUGAAAUGCUCUAACUUGGGCAAGGGUGCUUUUGUUGGAAUACCCCAGCAGCUCUUAUUUUAGUAAAGGGACUGUUUCCUUUAGCUUAGGUUAAGAUUCCAUGUUCAGUCAAGCUGCUUGCCUACCUCAGCCCAGGGUUGAUUAUUCUGGGGGAGGUAAUGCCCUAUUGUUAUCCCAGGGCUUUUUUUUUUCUUUUUUUGUCUUGGUUUUUUUGGUGAAGGGACCCUACUCUGUUAUUCCAAGUGCUCUUAUUCUGGUGAGGAGAAACCCUACUUCCAAGAUUUGGGAAGGAAUGGGAGAUGGACACCACCAGAGUCCACUAGGAUGGGUUGGAUGGUUUUUGGGGGGAUCGGGUGGGGGAAAUAAGUCUUGUUGUUUGUUCUCCUAGGGCCUCCCCCUCCACCUUUUUUGGAUUCUUGCUGCCUCCUUCUGAGCCAGGAUUGUCCAGUUGCUGAAAUGUAAAUACUUAUGUAUUAGGAGGAAGGGAGCUCCAACUGUGUCAUCCUCUCCCUUCUCCACAUGCCUGGAUUAUUUAAAAAGCCAUGUGUGGAAACCCACUAUUUAAUAAACGUUAUAGAAUCACAA
Messenger RNA from Myotis davidii, 1822 nucleotides. It is a transcript of the gene PIM2, whose product is annotated as Pim-2 proto-oncogene, serine/threonine kinase. The record is from RefSeq and is a predicted model, not a curated record. The transcript has 6 exons. Lineage: Eukaryota; Metazoa; Chordata; Mammalia; Chiroptera; Vespertilionidae. Gene Ontology annotation, cellular component: cytoplasm. Gene Ontology annotation, biological process: negative regulation of apoptotic process; protein autophosphorylation; regulation of mitotic cell cycle. Gene Ontology annotation, molecular function: ATP binding; protein serine/threonine kinase activity. The annotation marks the transcript as partial.